AUGCGUCCAUUCGCCGCCGCCGCCAGCAGCAGCUCCCUGCGGAACAUCGCAUCCCGCGCCAUCGUCCUGGGGUCCCGAUCUCAGCCCACCUUCUGCCGCCAAUGCCUCCGCCCGUUUUCGACGACGCCCGCCGUCGCGAGUGGACACAACAAAUGGUCCAAGAUCAAGCACAAAAAGGGCGCCACCGAUGCGCAGAAGAACAGCAUGCGCAGCCAGCACUCCAAGAGGAUCACGCUCUGUUCUAAGUUGUACGGGACGGUCGACAACCCCCAGCUCGCAAACGCCAUCGAAAUCGCAAAGAAGGCCGGCGUCCCUAAGAGCCUGAUCGACUCCGCCAUAGCGCGCGGACAGGGCCGCUCCGCCACGGGCGCCGCCCUCGAGACCCUGACCAUCGAAGCCAUCCUCCCGCCCGGCGUCGCACUCAUCAUCGAAGCCGAGACCGAGAGCAAGGGCCAGACCCUCCAGGAACUCAGGUCCCUCAUCAAGAAGCACAAGGGCACUGCCAACACGGCAUCAUUCUUCUUCACCCGCACUGGCCGCGUCGUCUUCGAGGCGAAAGAAGGCGCAACGGUGGACAACAUCAUGGAUGAUGCGAUCGAGGCGGGCGCCGAGGACAUUGAGGCAGACGAGGAGGGCAACCUGAUCAUCUGGACGCAGCCGAACAUGACCACCUCCGUCGCGAACGGCGUGGGCCCCAAGUUCGAGCUGAAGCUGCUGUCCUCCGAGAUCAUCUGGUCUGCAAAUGAGGAUACCAGGGUCGGCAUCGAAAACGGCGAGGAUGCGGUCAUGCUCGGCGAACUCUUGGCUGCGCUGCAGGACUAUCCGGAGGUCCAAGCCGUGUACGGCAACCCCGCCAAGGGAGCAAUCUCGGAGGAAAGGUGGUCCAAGAUCGAGGAGAACCUGGACUCGUAG
This is a messenger RNA of Colletotrichum aenigma, 912 nucleotides long. RefSeq names its product putative transcriptional regulatory protein. The coding region runs from base 1 to 912 and encodes 303 amino acids. The transcript has a single exon. NCBI's taxonomy places the organism in Eukaryota, Fungi, Ascomycota, Sordariomycetes, Glomerellales, Glomerellaceae. Gene Ontology annotation, cellular component: mitochondrion. The record is from RefSeq and is a predicted model, not a curated record.